CUUGUGCUUUCAUUUCGCCUGCUUGCUAUUCCAUAGCGCAGCCGGAACGGAGCGGUAUUAUCCAUUUGAGGUGAAGUGACGCCCUUUGCCGAGAGACCAUCAUUACUCAUGUCUUAUGCAAGAAUCAACGCCAUGCAGUCAGCGCCAUGGCGCGAGACCAUACAUAACAUGACAUUUAGGGCUGAACCCUGCAUUGAUUUGUUGAAGUCGCUCUGUUCAGCCAGCCGGUCAGCAAAGUUCCAUCUCAGACACCACUCGCUCAGUCUUCUCAAAUGGCGGGCGGUCGUGAAAGCGUCGACGGAAUCGGCAAUACAAUCAGGCCAGACAAUGAUGAGCAGGCACCUCGUCCGAUGGUUGGAGGAAGCGAAAAGGUCCCUGCCAUGGCGGCAGACUCCAUCACUUUUCCUCCUCCACCGCUGACGAGUGUGGACGACUGCAAGCCAUCGGCCAUCCGCCGCAUGAUCAAUAUGCUGCCAUUUCGCCAGCAAGAGCGCAGGCCCUGGCGUGCAUCAUUGAUCUUUUUGGGCCCGUUGUCUGGCCUUUUCGGCAUCUUACUGGCAAUGGCUUCACUCGUCGCAUCCCUCGGCGUGUUGGCGGGAUCCAAUGGCCAGCCAGUCGAGUCAUGGCCCGCACCACCCUCCACGUACCUGGCCAUCCUCACCGCCGUGGGUAACCUCUCGAUCAGAUACGCCGCAUUUCAAGGAGUCAUCAUUGCUUGGUGGAGCUCCGCGCUGAGGGGAAGCACACUGUCGAAACUACAUCAGGACUGGCGCUCGGGAACAUCUUUUCGAGGUUCAAUAACCGCCGGGCGGUCUACAACCUUACUCGGACUCGCAUGCAUCUUCUCCACACUAGUCGUCACGGAUGGUCCGCUUCUGCAGCGUGCGUCCACUGUGAGCACGAUUCAAGACAGUGGAGUGGUAAUACUGGAUGUAUCGAUGGCACCCGAGAUUCCCCACGGAUUCACCGGCAUAUGGAACACGGCGACUGAACUGGGGCUUCCCCUCAACAACACCGCAAGUCAGCCGUUGUACGUGUUCAAUGAAACGUAUCCGACUCCGGACGGACCAGCGUUGAACGAUAUCUGGACGGGAAAUCUGCCGCGCACUACCAACCCCAUCAUCCAGUGGUGGAACAUGGCCGACCUUCCAGGAGUGAUUUCUGGCUGUCCUGGCGUCUGCAAGACCACAAUCAAAGCACCCGCCCUAUUCGUGACGUCUUGCACGGCAUACGAAGCAAAGGUCGAUCCAAAGUUCGAUUGGGAGAUUGCUGCCACCGCCAACGACCAUUCCGUGCCGUUGGAGACGUUGGGAUUCUUCAUCGCCCCAGGUUUGCUGCUACAGGACACUGAGUCCAUUGUCCUCGUCACUGGCAACACCACUUUCGAUGAAGAUUGCACCGGAACGCUUGCCUAUAGGACUUGUAAGCUGGAGUCCGCAAUCGGGGCGUACGAUAUCACGAUACAGGACGACCAGAUAGUCAUGUCGACCAUCUCAGCGCCAUCUCUCGUGGCUCUGGCAAACAACACGGGCGUCAAUCACACGUACGACAACUAUUGGAGCGGUCAUUUCUCAACACUGGGUGGAAUACAGGAUUACGUGGCAAUCAAGUGGCAGUCUUAUGUGGCCUACACCCCCUCAACGGACAAUGGAGUCGUUAUUGCUCUUGAGGACAACACAGAGGGGCCUCUUUUGCAGCAGCAGUUCUAUGCACCAGACGCGCGACUACAAUGCCCGUCGUACGUCGAUCCGCACGAUUUUAUGAUGAACGAGAUUAACAAGUUGAUGUUUUAUGUUGGCGCCGCGGCGGCGCAGGAAGAUCAGGAGUAUUUGGAGGCAAAUCUGGAUCCUGGCUUGUCCGCGCAGAGUACUGUGCCUGGACGACUUGCUGGCACGGUCACUGUGUUUCAUACGGAUUACUGGUUCUUUUUGGGCGCGGCAAUCGUGGAGGUGGUGUGCAUUGCUUUGGUGCUGCCCACGUAUCGGGGCUGGUGGAGGAUUGGGAGACCGACGUCGUUCUCCCCGCUCGAGAUUGCAAAGAUCCCCGAUCAUGGCUGAUGCCAAUUCCAACUCGAAUGGCAAUGAUCUGGCUGCCGUGCUGGGCGAGCGCCCGAUUCGGUAUGGGGUGCUGGAAGACGGUGGGCGUACAGAACUUGCGUUUGGAUCGCCGGAUGACGUGAAUCGAC
Neohortaea acidophila is the source of this 2185-nucleotide messenger RNA. RefSeq lists its product as uncharacterized. NCBI's taxonomy places the organism in Eukaryota, Fungi, Ascomycota, Dothideomycetes, Mycosphaerellales, Teratosphaeriaceae. The record is from RefSeq and is a predicted model, not a curated record. The transcript has 3 exons. Bases 273 to 2057 code for a protein of 594 amino acids.